AUGACCGUCUACGCCAUUGCAACUCUUAACAUCCAUGACCGCUCAACCUAUGCCAACUAUGAAAGCGGUUUCAUGGCAGUGCUGGAAAACUAUGACGCCAGAGUUCUUUCUGUAGAUGAAAGCCCCUUAGUGCUGGAAGGCCAAUGGACCUUCACGCGCACUGUCAUCGUGGAGUUUUCCGACGCCGACGAGCUGCAGCGCUGGUAUAACAGUGAUGGAUAUCAGGCGAUUCUGACACAUCGCAAAGCAGCUUCUGACGGCAAUGUUGUGGUGGUGAAUGGAUUGCCGGCAUGA
Messenger RNA from Symbiodinium necroappetens, 294 nucleotides. The record is from the annotation of a GenBank genome assembly. Lineage: Eukaryota; Dinophyceae; Suessiales; Symbiodiniaceae.